Protopterus annectens (West African lungfish) is the source of this 1011-nucleotide messenger RNA. RefSeq names its product protein PELPK1-like. The record is from RefSeq and is a predicted model, not a curated record. The transcript has 3 exons. NCBI's taxonomy places the organism in Eukaryota, Metazoa, Chordata, Ceratodontiformes, Protopteridae. The coding region runs from base 1 to 1011 and encodes 336 amino acids.
AUGCAGACAGUGCCUGAGACACAAUCAGAGGAGGUACAGACAAUGCCUGAAACACCAUCAGUAAAUAUGCAGACUGUGCUUGAGACACCACCAAAAGACAUACAGACAGAGCCUGAGACACCACCAGAUGAUGUACAGACAGUGCCUGAGACACCACCAGAGGAUGUACAGACACCUCCAUUGACACCAUUAGAGGAUGUAUGGACAUUGCCUGAGACACCAUCAGAGGAGGUACAGACAGUGCCUGAGACACCAUCACAGGAUCUACAGGCAACAGUGCCAGAGACACCAACAGAAAACAUACAGACAGUGCCUGAGACACCAUCAAAAGAUGUACAGACAGUGCCUGAGAUGCGAACAGAAAACAUACGGACAGUAUCUGAGACACCACCAGAGGAUAUACAGAUAAUGCCUAAGACACCAUCAGAGGAUGUACAGACAGUUCCUGAGACACCAUCAGAGGAGAAACAGACAGUGCCUAUGACACCACCAGAGGACAUACAGACAGUGCCUGAGACACCAUCAGAAGAGAUACAGACUAUGCCUGAGACACCAUCACAGGAUCUACAGACAGUGCCUGAGACAACACCAGAGGACAUACAGACAGUGCCAGAGAUGCCAACAGAAAACAUACAGACAACAGUGCCUGAGACACCAUCAGAGGAGGUACAGACACUGUCAGAGACACGAUCAGAAAACGUGCAGACAGUGCCUGUGACACCACCAGAGAACAUACAGACAGUGCCUGAGACAUCAACAGAGGAUGUACAGACAGUGUCUGAGACACCAACAGAGGAUGUACAGACAGUGCCUGAGACAACAUCGGAGGAGGUGCAGACAGUGCCUGAGACACAGACAGUGCCUGAGACACCACCAGAGGACGUACAGACAGUGACUGAGACACCAAUAGAGAAUAUACAAAAAGUGCCUGAGACACCAACAGAGGAUGUACAGACAGUGCCUGACACACCAACAGAGGACAUACAGACAGUGCCUGAGAUACUAACAUAA